This is a messenger RNA of Paramecium octaurelia, 753 nucleotides long. The record is from the annotation of a GenBank genome assembly. Lineage: Eukaryota; Ciliophora; Oligohymenophorea; Peniculida; Parameciidae.
AUGAAACCUCACUAAUUUGAAAGGAUUAAGACUGAAAUAAACGAUGUUUAUGCAGGAAAUCAAUCAGCUUCCAAAAGGUACUACUUGAAUUCUAAUUCAAAAUCGACUGAGAGAAGUAUUGUAUAAAUAUUAUAAAAGCUAAACAAAUAAAAAAAUCUAAUGAAAAUGUGCUUCAGUUGAUCAAUAUGUGGCAUGAACAUAGGUAAUCUUUGUCAAUAACUCCUCUUAUGCCUGCAGAUACACUAAAACAUUAAACUCAUAAUUCAGUUCAUGCACUUCAAGAUAAUUUAAUUGAAUAAAUUAAUAGUAAAAUAAAAUUAUAAUUUCUUAAAAGCCACAAACAACAUUAAAUUAACUCCAAAAAAAAAUGAUCGGACAGAUGUCUACUUUUCCACUUCAGAGCAUAAUCAUUAGAUUCCAAUAUGCAAACCUCAUUUGACUCUUGAUAAUUUAAUCAAACAAAAUAUAAGUGAGAUUUAUAACCUAUUAGACCCUUCCAAUAAAAUUCUACAAUCUUAAAAAGAAAAUAAAAGAACUAUUUCAAAAUCAAAACAAAAUGAUAAUAAAUUAAAAAAAACUAAGGAAUAUUUGACCACAAUCACCUUAUUGUCAAAUGCACAAAAGGCCGUUCAAUAGUUGUAUAAGAAUCAAGACACAGCGAAAGCCGCUGAAAUUGAUAAGUAUUCUAAAUCAUUAAGUAUUUAUAGAAAGAUUUAAUAAGUGAUGUUUCAAAUUGAUAAAGAUUUUAGAUGA